AUGGAGGACUCCGAGUUCAAUGAGUUUAAGAAGCAGCUCUCUUCCUACACGCCAAUGAUUCCAGAUAGCAUCAUAGAAUCAUAUUGCGAGAAGUGUGGGGUAGAAACACUUGAUGCGGAUGUUAAAAAGACUGUUGCUCUCAUGUCGCACAAGUUUCUGACAGAUGUUUCCGUGGCUGCAUUUCAGUACCACAAGAUGUUUUCAAAAGCUGCACAGAAAGACAAGCGUUUUGGCAGAGAAAAGAAGAUUACGCUUCAAGUUCAAGAUCUUGAAAGGGCAUUGAAGGACAUGGGGAUAGACAUUUCCCGGCCAAGCUAUUUUUUGUAG
Messenger RNA from Vittaforma corneae ATCC 50505, 327 nucleotides. RefSeq lists its product as uncharacterized. Gene Ontology annotation, cellular component: nucleus; transcription factor TFIID complex; SAGA complex. The record is from RefSeq and is a predicted model, not a curated record. Gene Ontology annotation, biological process: transcription initiation at RNA polymerase II promoter. NCBI's taxonomy places the organism in Eukaryota, Fungi, Microsporidia, Nosematidae. The transcript has a single exon. Bases 1 to 327 code for a protein of 108 amino acids. Gene Ontology annotation, molecular function: promoter-specific chromatin binding; RNA polymerase II general transcription initiation factor activity.